Messenger RNA from Penicillium longicatenatum, 417 nucleotides. RefSeq lists its product as uncharacterized. NCBI's taxonomy places the organism in Eukaryota, Fungi, Ascomycota, Eurotiomycetes, Eurotiales, Aspergillaceae. The record is from RefSeq and is a predicted model, not a curated record. Bases 1 to 417 code for a protein of 138 amino acids. The transcript has a single exon.
AUGACGAAUCCAUCCAGCAGCUACCUGGCCCUGCAGGCCCAGUCCGCGUCCAUUCCUGAUCAGCUUACGGUACAGAUAGUCUCCGGAUCCCACCUUGGACGGGUGUGGCUUGCAUACCUGUCCGCCUGCUCGACGGCUGAAAACCAAGUUGCUGAUUCGGCGGACGAAGCGCUCCGUCUCGCGAGUGGUUUCCAGGUGGCGGGAUUCGGGCAUACCGUGGUAUCCAUGUGGCCAUCCAACGACUAUCUCUGUGCGCAGAUGGCGAGCGUGUCCUAUCACGAACUCCUCUCGCAGGGGCGAAUCCAGAAGGGGAACCGGAGAGUGGCAGCCGCGUUGCAUGCCGCGGUGGCCGAGAUUCGCGAACAGUACCCGAGCCAACCUUAUUUGUGGGCGCAGUAUGUCCGCCUCGGCGCUUAG